CGGGGCCCCUCCCGGAGCGGGUUCGGCCCGGAAACCGCUGCUGGCUCCGACCGCAUCCUCCUCGGCCGCAGAUCCUUGGGCGACAUUGGGCGUCGCACCACGCUAGCCAAGAUGCUGAGCAGAACCAUGAGAGACUUCGGCAAGCAGCUGAUCCGGCAGCGCACAGUAGACCUGGACACGAACGAGUCACAGUUGGCUCGCUGCCUCUCCACCUUGGACCUGAUAGCUCUCGGCGUGGGAAGCACCCUUGGAGCGGGUGUCUAUGUUUUGUCUGGUGAGGUGGCCAAGGAUCUUGCCGGGCCAUCUAUUGUGAUCUGUUUCUUCAUCGCAGCCGUCUCAUCGGUGCUGGCCGGCCUGUGCUAUGCAGAGUUCGGAGCCCGGGUGCCCAAAGCCGGGUCUGCCUACCUCUACAGCUAUGUGACAGUCGGAGAAAUCUGGGCCUUCACGACAGGGUGGAACCUCAUUCUCUCAUACAUGAUAGGAACAGCAAGCGUUGCUCGUGCUUGGAGCUCCACUUUUGACCACAUGAUUGGCGGCCAUAUAUCCACUUUCUUCCACAAUAACACUGCCCUGCAUGUGGAAAAUGUGCUUGCCAAAUAUCCCGACUUCUUUGCCCUCUUCUUGGUGUUGCUGCUUACAGGCUUGCUGUCAUUUGGUGUGAGCGAAUCUGCGCUGGUGAACAAAAUCUUCACAGCCGUCAACUUGCUGGUCCUUGGCUUUGUCAUUGUUGCUGGUUGCGUGAAGGGAGACGUCAAGAACUGGAGCUUGUCAGAGGAGGAUUUUCAAAACCUCUCACUUGCUUCUCCUGGGAAGGAAACGGGCAAGUUUGGCAGUGGAGGCUUUUCCCCAUUUGGCUUCCAAGGGAUCCUCUCUGGGGCUGCCACAUGCUUUUAUGCCUUUGUUGGGUUUGACUGCAUUGCGACAACAGGUGAGGAGGCCCGGAACCCUCAGCGCUCGAUUCCCAUCGGCAUCAUCGUCUCCCUGCUCAUCUGCUUUGUGGCCUACUUCGGGGUUUCUGCUUCCUUGACCCUGAUGGUGCCUUACUUCCUGGUGGAUGACGAGAGUCCGCUCCCCGCUGCCUUCAAGGCGGUGGGUUGGGAACCUGCCCGCUAUGUUGUGGCCAUAGGCUCACUCUGUGCCCUCUCCACCAGCUUGCUUGGAUCCAUGUUCCCGAUGCCUCGAGUGAUCUACGCCAUGGCUGAAGAUGGGCUGCUCUUCAGGUUUCUCUAUCGUGUGCACAGCCGGACCAAAACUCCCUUGGUGGCCACCAUUGUCUCAGGCAUCAUUGCCGCCUUGAUGGCAUUUCUCUUUGAGCUGGAGGACCUGGUUAACCUCAUGUCCAUCGGCACUCUGUUGGCAUACUCCCUGGUGGCCGUGUCGGUGCUCAUCCUCAGGUAUCAGCCUGAGGUGUUCACAGCCCCCAAAGACUUGGAAAUGCUUGAAGUGAAUGGAAGCGAAGAAGAGAAGGUGAUAAUGAAUCCCUCAACUGGCGAGAGCCAAACUGUGCUCGAGGAGAAGUUCAGCUGGAAGAGACUGGUUUGGCCUUCUGGGAAUGCCCCAAGUUGUGUCUCAGGGCGCAUUGUCUACAUCAGUAGCACAGUCCUCUGUGUGACAACGGCUGUCCUGUGUGGCAUCCUGGCCCAGGAAGGGAAAGCGCUCUUGGACAACAGUGUGGGCUGGAUUACGGCCUGCGUGCUUCUCCUAGUCGUUUUGCUGGGUGCCACUGCUGUCAUCUGGAGGCAGCCAGAAAGCAAGACUCACCUUACUUUCAAAGUGCCUGGGCUGCCACUACUGCCCCUCAUCAGCAUCUUCGUGAACGUCUAUCUCAUGAUGCAGAUGAAUGCGGGCACUUGGGCUCGUUUUGCUGUCUGGAUGGCCAUCGGCUUUGCCAUCUACUUUGGCUACGGGAUCCGGCACAGUGAAGAAGGGCAGGCGGCUCGGCAGUCCCAGUCGGCGGCAAGGAAACCUCUGCAGUGUCCUACCUCUGACCUGAGCCAAGACAGGGCCAUCUGAGAGCAGGUGAUCUGCUCUCUGUCCCCAUCCGGAUGGCCCAGGGGCCCGAGCUCUUACUUGCCUCUUACCCCUCCCUACGCCAGGCAAGUGAUCACAUGAUCCCGAGUAGACAGUCUCUAUGGCAACUAUUGUAAACUUGCGUCAAAUGUGCCAUCCUGCCAUAGAGGCACAUAAAACAAACUAGUGGGCAGGAGACGGGGCAGAAGCCAAUUCCCCCUUGGCCUUGGGAGAAAGCCAAUGCCUGCCAGAGAAGCUGCCACACCCCCUGGUGUCUGUAUUUAUUCUGUCUGGCCUUAUUAACUGGAGAUUGCCUUUCCCACGUGUCCCUGUCAGUGUGAGACAGCUGGAGUCCAAGCCCGAAUCUCAGUACCUGUAAGCUUUUUGUUCGUAUUGUCAAAAAUGUUACAUGUUUUGUAUGAUUAGCACACCAAAGGAUUUUAAAAAAAGGUUUUUAUAUGUUCAACUUGUGGCCGCCAUUUCAUGCCAGUUUGCUUUGCGAUGUGCUUGGUGGCCAUUCUUGUGGGUGAGCUUGUGGACCUGUCCCCGUGAAGUGGUACAAUUAUAUUCAGGCUGCUCAUGAACCCCCCUUUCACAGCUCAGUUCCCUGAGAAGCAGAGGCAGAAGCUCCUCAAAAGCUCGCUUGCCCCGAGUGCCACCGUAGCUCUUGAAGGAUCCAUGGGAGACUGCUUGAGCCCCCAAAAUCUCCCCUCCCUCAAGCAGGCUUUUCUUAAUUAGAGCCCCCCCCCCCCCACGGCCAAUCACAACAAUCAUUAAAAACAAGGCCGGCUGUGCUCAGUACUCUGUCCUGCUGUGGAGCCUUCCAGAGGUGGCCAACUUGUGGCCCUCCAGGUGUCCUAUCCUCCUCCUUCCAUCAGCCUUUACCGUUGCCUGUGCUGGUUAAUGCUGUUGGGCCUUGUGGCUCCCCAGCCAUUUUCACCCACCGACUGCCCAGGCCUGUCCUAAAUGAGGACGUGUGGUAUGGGGCUGAGCUCCUUGCUUGCUUGAAAUCUGGUAGACAAUUAGGCGGGCCUUCAGCCUGUUUCAGGAAUCAAGAGUGGCGCUGCGAGCAUAUCACCUUGUGCUCAAGCAGCACACAGCACCCAUUACUAGCAGCCACACUGGCACAGUCUAACAACUGGAGUACCGUAAUUUCUCUACCCUUGCCUCGGCUUCUCACAUAAAACCAAACAGUUUGGCACUUACUGUAGGACAUCCUUUAGCACUAGAGGUGGAUCAGAGAGGUAGCAAGGUAUGACGGAGUUAUCUCCAGCAAUCAGCUAGCUGGAUUGGCCAAUGAGCUACCCUAAAACCCCAUGUUGAGGCAGCAAUAGCAUGCUGUCAGUAUGGUCAUCGGAGUGAUGGGAGGCAGCGGAUGAGAACCAGGCCUUAGCUGGACAUUCCCACCUCUUUCAAAAGCUGUAGCUACACAGAGGGUGUACGUUGCACAAUGGACAGAAAUGGAAAUUCAUGCUAGUCCUAGAGGUUUGUAUCUCUAAAGGAGCGUCCCUUGGUAUAUUUGAUCUGGGUAGUGGGGCUGGAACCAGAGGGUGGCAGAACAGAUUGCAAAAUAAGCUAACAACUAGCCACUGGCUCCAGGCUGGGAGAGUGGAGACUUUAAAGGCAAACAACACCCUCCAAUUGUAAGUAAGACAUAGUAAGCUCAUUUUAAUUUAGUCCAUUAUGUUUAGUGACUUCCUGGGUUUGCUCUGUUUUAAUUCUUCCCAAAUCUGUGAAGACCAAAUGAUGGGUGAAUAACAAACUGACAGCAAAUUUACGUCACAGUAUUAGGCAAACACUCUUCUUUCAAAAUGUGGCAACUCUCCAAGAUCUGGGUCAACCUGGUGGUUCUUGCCCCUUUGGAGCAAAGGCAGUCGCUUUCCUAUAUUUUGACUGGGAAAAUCAUCCCGAGUGCCCGAAAGGAAGCUCGCCAGUGACUUCACUCAUGUGCCAGUGUGCACACACACUCCAAAAAACAUGCAUAGGACCAGACUCUCUAAGACUGAAUCGGUGCCAAACUGCCAAACUCCAUUAUACAGAAACCUUUUGAAAUUUGCUCUCAGAGCUCUGAUCUAGGCCUUCAGCUCAUUUGACCCAAGCGAGUCCAAAAGCUACACUUUAAACCAGAGGAAAUAGGUAGGCAGCGGGCCUGAAAGCCAUGCAAACACUGUGUGUAUGCUUGAUGUUUCCUUCUUGUGAUGGAGGACUACUCCUUGGAAUUCAACCCAGUUAAUAUUACUGCAGUUCAACAGUUAAUUGCCCAUGGCAGCUUAUUGUCUUACCAGAUCCUCACUGUUUUUGCUCUGAAUGCCGACACAUGAAUAAGCGUCAUGUAACUUGAAUGUGACAUCUUACUACAAUUGUUGGACCAAAUAAAAAAACUGUCGCACUA
Molecule: messenger RNA, 4402 nt
Organism: Varanus komodoensis (Komodo dragon)
Lineage: Eukaryota; Metazoa; Chordata; Lepidosauria; Squamata; Varanidae
Gene: SLC7A3
Product: solute carrier family 7 member 3
Exons: 12
Coding region: 112-2013 (633 amino acids)
Biological process (GO): amino acid transport; transmembrane transport
Cellular component (GO): plasma membrane
Molecular function (GO): amino acid transmembrane transporter activity
Source: RefSeq, a predicted model, not a curated record